CUAUUUAUUUACUUUUAUUAAACCCAGGUUACAUUCUUGUUAUUUUUUCAACCCAAUUUUUUUGGUUAAAUUAUAACCUCAGUUUGAAGUUGGUUUUAAAAUAACCAAAUUUCUUCAAAAGUUUCGGAAAAGUAUUUAAAUAACUCGUUUUUGACACAAAGUCAUAAAUAAGUUUUUAAAUAACUUCUAGUUUUGUGUUUUAAGGGUUAAAAAAUAACCAAAUUUUGGCUCCAAGUUUGAAGUAAGUAUUUUAAUAACUUUUUUUUUCGCACAAAAAGUUUUUUUUUAAGUUAGAAUUUAACCAAAUCUGAUCCCAAAGUUUUAAGUAAGUAUUUUAAUAACUCUUUUUUUACCCAAAAAGUUAUUUAUAGGUUAUAAAUUAACCAAAUUUUAUCUAUAGUUUGAAACGAGUUUUUAAAUUACUCACUUUAAGAUGGAAGUUGUUUAUUGGUUUAAAAUUAACCCAUUAUAGAACCUAAGUUUAAGGUGAGUUUCUAAUUAACUUCUUUAUUUUUGUCUUUUAUGGGCUAAAAAAUAACCAAAUUUUCAUUACAAGUUUCAAGUAAGUAUUUAAAUAACUCCUUUUUUACACAAAAAGCUAUUUAUAGACUAGAAAUUAACCAAAUUUGACCUUAAGUUUGAAACGAGAUUUUAAAUUACUGACUUUUUACCAUUAAAGUUGUUUAUUGGUUUAAAAUUAACCCAUUAUAAAUCUUAAGUUCAAGGUGAGUUUCUAAUUAACUUCUUUAUUUUUGUCUUUUAUGGGCUAAAAAAUAACCAAAUUUUCAUUACAAGUUUCAAGUAAGUAUUUAAAUAACUCCUUUUUUACGCAAAAAGCUAUUUAUAGACUAGAAAUUAACCAAAUUUGACCUUAAGUUUGAAACGAGAUUUUAAAUUACUGACUUUUUACAAUGAAAGUUGUUUAUUGGUUUAAAAUUAAUCCAUUAUAAAUCCUAAGCUUAAAGUAAGAUUUUAAAUAACUACUAUAAGUACGUAUAAGUUUUUAAUCAACUCGUUAUUUACCUUUUAACAACCCUGGCAAUUUUUCAACUAAGUUCCAACCCAAUUUCAACUAACCAACAACUCUCCACACAUACACAUUCACCAUACUCGAGCGUCGCGCGUCGCCCAUCAUAUUUUUGUCUCUCAUUUUUCUCAGAUCUCUCAGUAUUCUUUUGUGGCUGGUGGUAGCAAGUUAUUGUGCGAGAAAGUUUUUGUGAAAAAAUAUAAAUUAAAUAAAAAAAAAUAUCUGUCUGUGAAAAAUUAUUAAGAGUACAUUGUUAAUCAAAAUGUAUUGUGUUGUGGAGACGCUCGAAGAUGAAGGGAAGUUCGUGACGGCAGUUCCCAAAAAUUGGGUCAUCGAUGGAACGAAGCUAUUAUGGCCAAAGUCCAAGAAAGAUUCCAUUUGCGGUCGGAAAAAUUGCAUCACAGCAUCGGAUGAUUGGCAAAGCAUAGCAUGCAAAUUAAUAUUUGAUGACAUCGGUUCCUGGGAGGAAGCAGUUCAGAAGGAAAAGGAUGCCGAGUAUUUGUCUUCUUCUGAAGAAAAUACGGAAGAAGUGACCAUCGACACCAAUUCUUCGGAAUACAUGACAGAUAUGAACAAAUUGAUGUCAACUUUGAUUCCUAAUUCUGGUAAGUUUAAAAUGUAUAAACAUGGGAACAAAGUUACUAAUUUUGUCAUACUUACUUCUCAUUUUCAAGACGUUUCCUCGUUCACCCCCCCAAAUGAAGAUGUUACCAUCACUAAUGUCAUUUCCGACUUAUACACGUUUGAAGGCCCCAGCACCAGUACCCAAUUCAAGGAACUGUCGUCCAAAAUAGACGAAAUUUUGGAAAGACAGCGUUCCACUGAGGUGAAGGUGCAGGCCAUGCAAGGAAUGCUGGAGGCAUUCAUGGCGAAGUCCGAAGUUUCGGUCAAUUUGUUGGCGUCCAAAAUUGCAAAAGAGAAUGCAGAGGAAGUGGAUGAGGAACUGCAACUGGAUGAAAUUUUCCCACUUACCUCUGUCCAACAAAUUGAGGAAAUCGAGGAAAAACUCCAUCAAAAUGCAGCAUUCAAAAAAAAAUUGGUCCGUAAGUUGAGCUCCUAUGGGGGGGCCAACGGAAUGAAAACGAUCCGCACUAUUUGCAAGUGCAUUUUUACGGAUCCACUACUGGCAGAACAUUCUUGGCUGGGGACUAAUGCCAAAAAAAGUUUCAGCCAAUACAAAUUCCUGUAUAAAACUAUAUUGGAAGCGGUCCGAUCAAGGUACCCCACUUAUAGUGAAGCUGAGGGUGCUUCAUUUUUUAAAGGCUUUUUGAAGCAAGCCCCAUUUCGAAUGGGAAAACCGUCCACUUCCAACACCAGCUCCUCUGCCUCUGACGGGCAAUCCACAACAUAAUUAAGUUAAGCUAUUUUUUAUUUUUAGUUUUAGUUUUACUUUUACUUUAAGUUUUAGUUUUAGUUUUACUUCAUUAAAUAAUGUUUCACUAAACUUAAAUUUCAGCGUUCUUAUUUCAAAUAUUAAAUUUUCAGCUGGGAAGAAUCUUAUGGUUUGCAGCAUGUUGGUAAGCAAACAUUUUAUAGGUUUUUUAAAAUCUGUAAAUAACCGGUUAUAAAAAAGCUGUGAAGUAACGUUUAUUACAGGUUUUAUAAGAACCUGUACGAAGUUAUUUACAGGUUUUAUAGAAACCUAUAGGUAAGCGGUUAUAAAAAAAACCGUCAAAUAACGUUUGUUAUAGGUUUUAUAAAAACCUGUACAACGUUUAUUACAGGUUUUAAAAAAACUGGAAGAAAACGGUUAUAAAAAAAACCGUUAAAUAACGUUUAUUACAGGUUUUAUAGAAACCUAUAGGUAAGCGGUUAUAAAAAAAACCGUCAAAUAACGUUUGUUAUAGGUUUUAUAAAAACCUGUACAACGUUUAUUACAGGUUUUAAAAAAAACGGGAAGAAAACGGUUAUAAAAAAACCGUCAAAUAACGUUUAUUAGAGGUUUUAUAAAAACCUAUAGGUAAGAGGUUAUAAAAAAAACCGUAAAUUAACGUUUAAUACAGGUUUUAAAAGAACUUGUUAUAUUACAGGUUUCAAAAAAACCUGUAAUAACGUUAAUUACAGGUUUUAUAAUAACCGUAGUAAAACGGUUAUAAAAAAAACCGUCAAACAACUCAGUACAGGUUUUUUUUAAACUGUAUAAUAACGGUUUGUAAACGGUUAUAAAAUAGCCGUAAAUGGUUUAUUUCAAGUUUUUCUUUGACUAAAAAUAAACAGUUAUUUAAUAACCGUGAAAAUUAGGUUUUUAAAAACCCAGUAUUUGUAGAAAAAAGUGGGUUUUUUAAAAACCCGAUUUAGACGAAGUUAAAAAAUAACUGACCAUUUUCGGUUGUGGAGACGUUUCUGGAACGUCUUAAAUACGUUUAUUUAACGAGUUUAGUAACUUAUCCGUUAAAUAACCAGAGUAAAUAUCCGGUUUAUUUUCCGCUUUCUAACCACAAAAUGUUA
This is a messenger RNA of Episyrphus balteatus (marmalade hoverfly), 3475 nucleotides long. RefSeq lists its product as uncharacterized. NCBI's taxonomy places the organism in Eukaryota, Metazoa, Arthropoda, Insecta, Diptera, Syrphidae. The transcript is spliced from 6 exons. Bases 1290 to 2378 code for a protein of 362 amino acids. The record is from RefSeq and is a predicted model, not a curated record.